CCAAUGAAUGUCUAUGGGAUCAGCCUCUAGAGUUGAAAUAACCCUGAACAACUUGCAUAAGUAGUCUCACCGUAUGACAGUGUCUUACCUUAUGACCAGCCCUUUGAGUUACACGGGCGCAGCCAGGGGAUUUCAAAAACAAGACUGAGGCUCAGAUAGUCUGUCAAACACGGAAACUCACACAUUACCUACAAAUACGAUUCCAGAAUUAAAAUGGUACAGAUAGCCACAUCAAUGCUUCAUCUAUGGUCACGCUCCAAAGUGCACUACACCUUGACCCGAAGUGAACAUGCCUGCUAAAUUUCGACUUUCAGAAGCCAAAUAUGCGUCGCUUGAUCAUUCCGCACCCAUUGAUCCUCCCUCUCUACCCGAGCGCCUUUAUGGGUCCAUCCUAUCGCUCCGUCAUAUCUGGCGAGAAGUCUUGAUAGUUUGUCUUAGCAUCCUUUGUACAGGACUCCUAGUAAACCGUAUCUUGUCUCCGCUGGAUGGUAGAACUACCGAGGCUAAUCCAGAAUACGAUACGACCUCAGACCAUGACCGUUGGAUUCAAUUCCAAUGGACGACAGGAAUCUAUAGCUCUUCGAAGCCCGAAGAUUUCGAUGCCGUGAAUAAGGCCUGGGAGGAAGUCAUCCCAGCGUACGGCUUCGUCGCGGUUGAUCACGGGUGGGCUGUGGAGAACCACCUCCCAGCGAGCAUGAGUCUUCCAUCAGAUUCUUCGAAGGGAGUGUACAUUCUUGAUGCGUACCACCAGAUCCACUGCCUCACGAUAAUCCGCCGGACACUCUUAGAGAUACGAUCAGGAAUGCCCCCCAAACUUCCCCUUGAACAUUCUUGGCACUGCUUCGACAGCCUGCUGCAGUAUAUUGCUCGGAAGUGUCUCGAUUGGAGGAGUCGGAGAGAGUGGAUUCGUCAGAGAACGGCUUGUUAUAAGGAUAGUGAGCAGCCCAUUCGACUAGUUGAUCAUUUUACGAGGUGCGAAGAUGGUGAAAUGGAGAUUGGGGAUGGGAUUAGGUUGAGUGUUUGAUUGGGAGGUGUAAUAAUGGAUCACGAGAAUGGAAGAGAGAAACAUUAUCGGCUAUAGGCUUUUGCUCUUGGCUGGAGCUAUACUCCACCUAAAACAUACGACAUCUCCAUCAGACCCCACAUAACCUCGAGACAGCUCCAACGCUCAUCUACCACCCUUCCCCGAUAACAGUAUUGUCCUCAUCAUGUGGCAAUGCAGAUCUCUCAUGAAUACCACUAGCUUCAUAUCCAGCGGCGCGGACACCUGCUU
Molecule: messenger RNA, 1273 nt
Organism: Aspergillus piperis CBS 112811
Lineage: Eukaryota; Fungi; Ascomycota; Eurotiomycetes; Eurotiales; Aspergillaceae
Exons: 4
Coding region: 290-1024 (244 amino acids)
Biological process (GO): mycotoxin biosynthetic process
Source: RefSeq, a predicted model, not a curated record